CCCUGAGAGGCCCCUCACUGCCCCCAUCAUGGCAUCUGCUCUCAUCGUCCUCCUCCUCGGCUGCUGGCUGGCACGGCACAGCGAGGUUUGGGGAGGGCAUGAAUUUCUCAAACCCACAAUCUCGGUGAGCCCCAGCAGGGUGGUGGCGCUCGGGGGAAACGUCACCAUCCGCUGUGAGGGUUGGUACCUAUCCAUGAAGUUCUUUCUGCGUAAAGCUGGACACCCAAAACUCCAGGUGCGGAUGGUGCCUGAUGGGACCGUGGCUGAAUUUCCCAUCCCCAGUGUCGGCCGGGAAGAUGGAGGGAAUUACACCUGCGACUAUCACUCCAUAACGGAUCAGAAUCGCUGGUCAUAUCCCAGCGACCCCGUCAAGAUCAUUGUAGCAGAGCCCAGCUACCCCAAACCUAGCAUCUACCUGAGACCCAGCGGGGGGGUCUCCCUGGGGGGAGCCGUGACCGUCUGGUGUCGGGGGCAGCACCUGGGCGUGCGGUUCGUGCUGAAUAAAGAGGGACGCCAUUUCCCACCUGUGGAUUCGGACAGGUUUGAGGCUGUGUUUCCCAUCAGCAACGUGCGCUGGGAGGACGGCGGGAACUACAGCUGCUCCUAUCACAGCAGAUCGGAGCCGUUCGCCGUGUCGUACCCCAGCGACCCCGUGGAGCUGGUGGUGAGAGAUCCCAACUUACCCAGACCCUCCAUCUCUCUGAGCCCCCCUGGGGUCACCGCCCCGGGGGCAGACGUCACCAUCCGGUGUCAGGGGCAGCGCCGGGACGUGAGGUUUUUCCUGCACAAGGCUGGAGACCAGAACCCACAGCGACACGUGGACCCUGCUGGGGACGGGGCCGAGUUCCGCAUCCCCACUGUGGGCUGGCAGCACGGAGGGAGCUACAGCUGCAGCUACCGGCCCCGAUCAGAGCCCUUCGUCUCCUCGCAGCCCAGCGACCCCGUGCAGCUGGUGGUAGCAGGGCGAGAAUACCCCAAACCCAUCAUCUGGGUGAGCCCCAGCAGGGUGGUGGCGCUCGGGGGAAGUGUCACCAUCCGCUGUGAGGGUCGGUACCCGGGCAUGGAGUUCUUUCUGCGUAAAGCUGGACACCCGAACCCGCAGGUGCGGUCGGUGCCUGAUGGGACCAUGGCUGAAUUUCGCAUCCCCAAUGUCAGCCGGGAAGAUGGAGGGAGCUACACCUGCGACUAUCACUCCAUAACGGAACCGAAUCGCUGGUCGUAUCGCAGCAACCCCGUCGAGAUCAUUGUAGCAGAGCCCAGCUACCCCAAACCCAGCAUCUACCUGAGACCCAGCGGGGGGGUCUCCCUGGGGGGAGCCGUGACCGUCCGGUGUCGGGGGCAGCACCAGGGCGUGCAGUUCAUGCUGAAUAAAGAGCGACGCCAUUUCCAAACUGUGGAUUCAGAUGGGUUUGAGGCUGUGUUUCCCAUCAGCAACGUGCGUUGGGAGCACGGCGGGAGCUACAGCUGCUCCUAUCACAGCAGAUCAGAGCCGUUCGCCGUGUCGUACCCCAGCGACCCUGUGGAGCUGGUGGUGAGAGAUCCCAGUUUACCCAGACCCUCCAUUUCUCUGAGCCCCACUGGGGUCACCGCCCCAGGGGCAGACGUCACCAUCCGGUGUCAGGAGCAGCACCGGGAGGUGAGGUUCUUCCUGCACAAGGCUGGAGACCUGAACCCGCAGCAACACAUGGACCCUGCUGGGGACGGGGCCGAGUUCCGCAUCCCCACCGUGGGCCGGCAGCACGGAGGGAGCUACAGCUGCAGCUACCGGCCCCGAUCAGAGCCCUUCGUCUCCUCGCAGCCCAGCGACCCCGUGCAGCUGGUGGUAGCAGAUGGAUUGGAAUCACCGGCACAUCCGGGUCUGACCAGCCCCAUCAUCGCCGGGGUGAGUGUGGUAGCUGCUGUCCUCCUCCUCCUCCUUGUGGCCUUCGUCUGCUUCAGAAAAACCCAAGCCAGAAAAGGAGCCGCACCGAGACUGAGCAGCCCUAUGGUGGCAUUAAAGGCACCAGCUCAGGAAGACCCCACCUACGCCUCCAUCGAUGAAGGGAAAGAGACACAGACCUUGGAGCCCGACCCCGGCACCGACGGACUCACCUACGCCGAGCUGGACGGCCAGGUGCUGCAGGCCAAGCGGGGGGGCCCGGCCCCUGCCCCUGAGCCCGCCCAGCCCAGCGUGUAUGCCGCGAUCAACGUGAGCCAGGGGCCCCACAGUGAGAGCCCCCCGUAG
Emys orbicularis (European pond turtle) is the source of this 2224-nucleotide messenger RNA. RefSeq names its product leukocyte immunoglobulin-like receptor subfamily A member 6. Bases 29 to 2224 code for a protein of 731 amino acids. Lineage: Eukaryota; Metazoa; Chordata; Testudines; Emydidae. The transcript has 13 exons. The record is from RefSeq and is a predicted model, not a curated record.